Dromiciops gliroides (monito del monte) is the source of this 1115-nucleotide messenger RNA. It is a transcript of the gene TPPP3, whose product is annotated as tubulin polymerization promoting protein family member 3. The transcript has 4 exons. Gene Ontology annotation, biological process: microtubule bundle formation; positive regulation of protein polymerization; microtubule polymerization. The coding region runs from base 197 to 727 and encodes 176 amino acids. The record is from RefSeq and is a predicted model, not a curated record. Gene Ontology annotation, molecular function: tubulin binding. Lineage: Eukaryota; Metazoa; Chordata; Mammalia; Microbiotheria; Microbiotheriidae. Gene Ontology annotation, cellular component: microtubule.
GGGAGCGGAGCUGAGGAGCCGCCGCCCGGUCCGCCCGGUCCGCCCGUCAGUCCGUCCGUCCAGCCGUCGGUCCGUCUGCGCCGGAGCCCUCCGCUCAGCCCGAUCUGCGUGCAGCAAGGACAGCCCCAGAGGAUGGUGCCGAAGCUCAGCACGCUUAGCCCAGAGUGAAUGUGCGUGUGAUGUGCGGCAGGUCAGCAUGGCAGGGCACCCAGACGUGGAAGGCUUGGAGGAGAGCUUCCGAAAGUUUGCCGUCCAUGGAGACACCAAGGCCACGGGGCAGGAGAUGAACGGCAAGAACUGGGCCAAACUCUGUAAGGACUGCAAGGUUGCCGAUGGCAAGAAUGUCACAGGCACGGACGUUGACAUUGUCUUCUCUAAAGUCAAGGGGAAGACUGCCCGAGUCAUCAAUUAUGAGGAGUUUAAGAAGGCCCUGGAGGAGCUGGCUGCAAAGAGGUUUAAGGGCAAGGACAAGGAGGAGGCAUUCGAUGCCAUCUGCAAGCUGGUGGCGGGCAAAGAGCCGGCCAACGUGGGAGUCACUAAAGCUAAAACAGGAGGGGCUGUGGAGCGCCUGACCGAUACCAGCAAGUACACGGGCUCCCACAAGGAGCGCUUUGAUGAAAGCGGCAAAGGAAAGGGCAUCGCUGGGCGACAAGACAUCCUGGACGAUAGCGGCUAUGUCAGUGCCUACAAGCAUGCGGGAACCUAUGACUCCAAGGUGAAAAAGUGAGGCCCAGGCAGCUGCCUCCCCCCUCCCUGAGGGGCCAGGAACGGUGGGGGAGGAAGGGCGCUGACCGCCUCCCUCCCGCCUGGGUGGCCAUGUCCCGCCCCCACACACCCCAUGCUGCCCUGACAUGUGCCCUGUGCCUUCAACUUCCUGCCCAGGUGUGGGAUGCCCCUUAGGCCUGCCAGGGCCCUAACCCAGGCUGGUCCCAUCACUCCUUCCUCACUAACCUGGGCAAAGCAUGGGGCCCAGGCCCCGUAUUAAGGAUUCCCGGCCCAACGGGAGAUGACUGGCCUGUCUGCCCCAUCCGCUCACCCCAUAUUUAAACUGCUGACCCCGGAUCAGUACCUGCUCUGUACUCAGAACCCAAUAAAGGAAACCUUUUGUACUCACA